GCUUUGGUACUAAGGAGGCAUUGGAUGCUUCUAGAAGAAAACGAGAUUAGUUCAAAACACAGCUGAUAUUGUUUAUUUAACUCAAAUGGCAGAUUAGGAUCUUGAAAAACUAGAAACAUCUUCCUUGUGAAUUGCAGAUUCCAAUUACAUGUGAGCCAAAGUUUUUUCAACCUGAAUGGGCGCGUUUUGCUGGAUUAUAACAAGAAAAUGAAAUAUAACUAAGUUUGGACCCCUUCCCUGGUCCCCAGGGCCAAGGUGGCUACAACAAGCGAUGGGAUCUUCUUUCCCAUUGAUUCCAUCAUAUGAAGAGACAAAUUUGAGGAUUGUUCUGCUAAUAUCAAUAACUCGCAACAUUCAACUGAUGUUGGCCUUUACUUAAUCAUAAUCAUUACUUUUAUGAAGUUGCCACACUGCACAUGUCAAUUUUUCUUUUCAAUUUGUUGCAUGUGUCAACGUGCAAGAAGAUGGUAGUCUCACGUUAUGCAUAAAUGCACCAGUACUAAAGUGUUACCUUCAAACUGAGUGCAAAAAUUGAAGAAAAUGGAUAGUAAAAAAUUGGAAGGUAAAAUUGCCAUCAUCACCGGAGGAGCAAGUGGUUUCGGCGAAGCCACAUCACGUCUCUUUGCUCAACAUGGUGCUAAGAUUGUAAUUGCUGAUAUCCAAGAAGAAAAGGGUCGAUCAGUUGAGGAAUCCGUCGGGCCCAGUCACUGCACUUUCAUCAAAUGUGACGUCACAGACGAGAAACAGGUUCAAUCAUUGGUGCAAUCGAUGCUGGAGAUUCAAGGUCAGGUUGACAUCAUGUUCAGUAAUGCCGGAAUUGCUAGCACACACGAGCAUGAACAAGAUAUCCUGGGAUUUAAUCUGGAUGCUUUAAACAAGCUAUUUGCGAUCAACGUACGCGGGUCAGUGGCGUGUGUGAAACGCGCAGCGAAGGCCAUGGUGGGGAGUGAUGUAAAAGGGAAUAUAAUAUGCACGGCGAGCUUGACGGCCACGAGGGGGAUAACAAAGAAAAUUGCCUAUGCAAUGUCGAAGCAUGCAGUACUUGGAUUGGUGAAGUGUGCAAGUAAAGGACUAGGUAAGUAUGGUAUACGUGUGAACUGUGUUUCUCCUGCGGCAGUGGCAGCACCUUUGUUAGAGAAAUCGAUGAAGAUGAGUGUAGAGGAGUUAGAGAGACUGUUCGAGUCUUUCAAUUGCUUAAAAAAUGGGACUUUAAGAGCUUCUCAUGUAGCUGAUGCAGUCUUGUUUUUGGCUUCGGAUGACUCUCAGUUUGUCACUGGCCAUAAUUUGGUCUUCGAUGGAGGCUUUCAUCCUCCGGUGUGAUUAUUGUUGGGGCUUAGGAUUGGGCUCUAGUGGAAGACUUCUAAGAUUGAGUGUGUCUGGCUUGGAAAUUAAGAUGCAGUCUGUUGGCUAUGUAAAAUUGUCCAAAUUCCAAUGUUUUGAUUACAUUCAUGAUUUGGCAA
Molecule: messenger RNA, 1460 nt
Organism: Lycium ferocissimum
Lineage: Eukaryota; Viridiplantae; Streptophyta; Magnoliopsida; Solanales; Solanaceae
Product: (+)-cis,trans-nepetalactol synthase NEPS2-like
Exons: 1
Coding region: 541-1320 (259 amino acids)
Molecular function (GO): oxidoreductase activity
Source: RefSeq, a predicted model, not a curated record